CGGCCCGCCUCGCCCGCCUCGCCCGCCUACCUCCGCGCCGACUCACUACCCCCGGCCUCCAGUCUCCCGCCCCGGUUACAGACGAACCAUUCCGGCCCUCUCCCCCUCGCCGAAGACGGCUCAUCUGUCGCAAGUUCACCUUCAGGCGCCUACGCCGACCUGACCAUCAACAGCGACCGUGGCGCCGAUACUCCAGCACCCGAUUUUCCCAACUAUCCCAGGGCUUCUUCGCCCCUAACCAAGACUACCCAUCAUCGUGCUCUCAUGGGUGGUGCCGCCGAAUUUCCAGAGCGUGCAUCUUCACCGCUCAAACGAAGUGCCUCCAGCAUGGAUCCAGAAGGGGUGACGCAGAGCGUCGAUGAGGACGUGGAUAUGGUCACUGUACCCCCUGAUGCAACUGCCAUAGAUACACCUUCUUCGUCACAUCAAAAUGCGUCAAACACGGCCGAUGCUUCAGAGUCUACAGCCAGUUUGCAGCAGGGUAUGCAGCCUACCGUAGAAGGAGAUGCCUCGACCACCAUGAACAAUACAAGUUCGUGCACUUCCACAAUAUUACAACCUCCGGCAUCCAUCGGGGCCCAUAUAAACGAGAUUCGCGCACUGGUAGAGGAGUUCAACCGAACACCUUGUAUGGAUGGGCAAGAAUGUUAUAUUGUAUCAAGACAGUGGCUCACAUAUGUGCCCCUUGAUUCGACGAAAAAGCAAGCAGGGGGCGACUUGUCCGCCAUCCCUCCGGUUGACAACUCGGACAUAAUAGAGGAGAUCAUCGACGAUCCUUGUGUUGGCACAGGUAUCACGGAUGUUAUGAAGAGAAAGUUUGUUCGAUUGAAGGAAGGCUAUGGGGAAGAGCACUUUGUUCCAUUUCCUCCUAGGGCUUGGGAACUUCUGAUGCAAUGGCCUGGACUAAACGAAGGACAAAUUCCUAUCCGACGUACCGCCACUGAUAACAGUACCAGCCGGGAUGGAACAAACGUUCAAAUUGAAUACCACCCACUUGUGCUCAGUGUACAUCGUCUCUGGUCCGCAAUGAGUCAGGUUCCCGUUGAUGCAUCUUUAAAAUCCAUCAACCCACCUCCUCCCAGGCUCGCUCGUAGCAGCAAUACGAAGUUCCAAACUUUUCUGAAACAAGCGAAAGCCAUGGUUAAAAUAGAUUUGACACAAAGAGUUCGAGGAUGGCAGAUUCCAAAUGCUGUAGACCCUCGUCGCUCGGGCGCAGAAAGCGUAUGGGAUCGUCUGCUUGUGGAUGUUGAGUCUUUCAAUGCAUUGGAAAGAGGUGGAGAAAGACUAUUGAUUGAAUUUGGAGAUUUGACGAAUGGGGGUAAAAAACAGGAAUCCAACCACACCCUCCGUUCACUCGGUAUUGCCAAAGAUCAGUCUAUUGUUCUUGAUCCUCAUGAAGAGGGUACUCAGUGGACUUCAAAUUACCGACCAUCAGAGACAUCCAUGCUCCCUUCACAGACCGGCUCUACGGCCUUGACGGUUCAAAACCACGUAUCCCGGGGUGGACGGUUAAGUCCAGCCCCUAGUGGUCCCGUCACUCGUGGUAGAGCGACAAAGUCUGGGAAAACGCUAGGAUGCGUCGGUCUCACGAAUCUAGGGAAUACUUGUUACAUGAAUGCUGCCCUUCAGUGUUUAAGAAGCGUCGAGGAGUUGACCAAAUACUUCUUAGUUGGUGAAUGGGAAAAGGAAUUAAAUAAAGCCAACGUCCUUGCCCACAACGGCGAUGUUGCUGCUGCGUAUGCUCAUCUACUCAAGGAAGUGUUCAAAGACCCGCCUCCAGGUGCUGUUGCGCCACGGCAGUUCAAGAACGUUAUCGGUCGUCAUGCAUCUCAGUUCUCAGGUUAUGGUCAGCAGGAUUCCCAGGAAUUCCUCGGCUUCCUGCUUGAUGGCUUGCAAGAAGAUCUCAGCCGUGUCAAGAAUAAGCCUUAUAUCGAGAAGCCAGAUUCCACAGAUGAAAUGAUUGGUGAUCCCGACGCUAUUCGAAAGAUGGCUGACAAGGUCUGGGAUAUUACGAGAAAGCGUGAUGACUCGAUAAUUGCGGACCUCUUCACAGGCCUUUACAAGUCGACCUUAGUUUGCCCUGUGUGCGACAAGGUCAGCAUUACCUUUGACCCUUUCAACAAUCUGACCUUGCAGUUGCCAAUUGCAAAUAAAUGGAGUCAUACUGUUAAAUUUUUCCCGCUCAACGAUAAGCCCAUUGACAUCAAGGUUGAGCUGGACAAACAUGACAAUAUUAAAGCUUUGAAGCAAUUUAUUUCAGUGCGAACAGGUGUUCCCGUUGAACGACUUCAUGGGUGUGAGGAAUGGACCAAGAAAAUCUACAAGCAUUAUGAGGAUACAAUGACUGCUAGCGAAGAGAUUUCUCAACGCGACAAUGCAUGGAUAUACGAACUGGAAGCUAAGCCCACGAACUACCCUGGGACGGCACACAAGCCGCAGAAGUACCGUUCUCUACUCGAUGACACUCCACCUGUUCCAUCAGAUGACGAUGACACAGCAGCAGCACAUCUCCUUGUUCCAGUCCUGCAUCGUAAACCAGGUACCGCAAGGGGCUACCAAUCACGCAAGUGGGAAGGCGCCUGUUUACCUCACUUUAUCAUGGUCACACCGCAAGAGGCAAGAAGCGAAGAUAUCAUUCGACGCAAAAUCUUGGAGAAAGUGGCAACAUUUACGAAGCACUCUUUCUUCGCUCGUCAAGACGAGUCUGAUGGCUCCGAGACCACUGAACCUGAAGUGAUUGGGCCCAAUGGCUCUGAUACAGCAUCUUCUGUUGGCGGGAAAGUUGCUGCUCAAUCUGUUGGGAGCGAAGAUGACAUUGUCGACGUUCAAAUGAAAGAAACGUCAGAUAAGAACAUCAAUGCUGAAAGUCAUUCAUCACCUACGCAGAUCAAGAAUGGAAGACCAGCCUGGGUAAAUCCUAAAAGCUUUCUCCCACCUCAGUUUCAGAAUCUCUUCGAGAUAGGAAUCUUCGCAGAAAUGUCGAGUGUCAUUCCUACGGGCAAUAACAGCGUCGGGGAAGAUAGAGAAUUUCCGCGGCUCUCAUCUCGGAUUCCUCCAGAAUCCCCCUCUUCAGAUGAUCAAUUAGACGAUGCAACGAACGGCUCCGCUUCGAAUGACGACAGUAGUUCUGAUGAAGCGCCUCGAAAUAGUAUUGACCAUUCUAUAACACGCAUGAAUGAAGAGAGUGAAGACGAGGAUAAUGGUCCUCCAGUGAAGUCAUUUGCUCAUCGGCCCAAAAAUAAUCGCCCCACAAAGGGCAACACCAAGCCUCCCAAUGGCCGCAAGAAUUCGAAACCGGGGCGACAAUAUGGUAGCAAAGGCGCCAAAAGGCGUUUACGUCAACAGCAGCGUCAGCAGCAAGACAAACAGACUGCUAUUCAAUACCAGGAUGCUGGUGAGAUGAGCGAUCCCGUCCCCGACGGUGGCCCUCUCAUCAGACUAAGAGAAGGUCUCGUUGUUGAUUGGUCGGAAACUGCCUAUGAAGAAAUCUUCGGUAGUGACAGCUCAUUGGAAACAUGGGAGGCUUGCGACAUCUUGUCCGACCCGGAGCUCGAGAAAAUGCAAGAGGCACGUGCCAAGCGUCGGAAGCAUGGUCUUACGCUCGAUGAAUGUCUAGAUGAGUUUGAGCGAGAUGAAAUCCUUUCCGAACAGGAUAUGUGGUAUUGCCCUCGCUGCAAGGAGCAUCGCCGCGCUAGUAAAAAACUUGAUCUUUGGAAGACUCCAGAUAUCCUCAUCAUUCAUCUGAAACGUUUCAGCUCUAGCGGGUUCCGAAGAGACAAAUUAGAAACCCUGGUCGAUUUCCCCACAGAGAACUUAGAUAUUACAUCACGUGUACUACAAACAGAAGAGGGAAAGCAGGAAAAUUACGAUCUGAUUGGAGUCGACUGCCAUUAUGGUGGAUUGGGCGGCGGGCACUAUACGGCUUAUGCUAAAAGCUUCGUGGAUGGACAAUGGUAUUCUUAUAACGAUUCAUCAGUUUCCAAGACCUCGACUGACCGCAUUGUCGACUCCUCGGCGUAUAUGCUCUUUUACCGCCGACGAUCUGAUGUUCCUUUGGGGGGAUCUCGGUUGCAUGCAAUCUUGGAGCGUUUCACUGAGGAAGAUGAUGAUGAGAUGUCAGGGUUGGGGGAAGGUCGGCGUCUCGGCGAAGGCUUCUCCCAGAAUGGGUCGUCGAGCGCGUUACAAGGAGCAGGAGUUUCUCACCCGCCCGGAAAUCAUGGUGGUAACUCUAACCUGAGCUCACGUUCGAUCAUGUCUUCAUACGCAGAAGAUGACAAGGGUGAUGAUGACAUGCCACUCCUUGCCAGUUCACGUUUCCAGUCUGGACAUGACAUUGCUGAAGACGAAGGAAUUGAGUUGGAAGACUCCGAUCAAAGGACACAACCAUUUAGUGUAAACACUUGGAGUUUCAAGAAUCUUCCAGACAUGGCUGAUGACAGUCCAUUUGGGUCAGGCGCUGCUUCCGACGAAGCCCAACACGACUCCUCUGGCGAUGAGCGAGCAUUGAGUCCUCAGGAUGACAUUGAUUCCACCUUUCCAGGGAUGUCGGAGUACAAACUAUCACAGCCUGGGGACGAUUCGGAGUACGUAAGUCAUUCGACACCUAAUUAUGUGGGCCAGACUUCCAUCGGUGUCAAGGACCGGAUUACACACGAAGUCCAUGAGGUCAUGCCAAACAGUGAACAAGAGCUACAAUCAGAUGAAGCAACUGAGAUACACUUGGACGACGAUGAUAAGAUCAAGGUCCCUUAGGUGGAUGUGGUCUACAUGUCAGAGAUGCGCGGCCGAGCCGUGCAAUGCCCUCGCCAUGGCAUAAACUUGCUUAUUUGAUGCCCUUUGAAAAGAAUCGGGGAACGAUAAACAGCGAG
Molecule: messenger RNA, 4868 nt
Organism: Xylaria bambusicola
Lineage: Eukaryota; Fungi; Ascomycota; Sordariomycetes; Xylariales; Xylariaceae
Exons: 6
Coding region: 265-4752 (1495 amino acids)
Biological process (GO): protein deubiquitination
Molecular function (GO): cysteine-type deubiquitinase activity
Source: RefSeq, a predicted model, not a curated record